Molecule: messenger RNA, 3330 nt
Organism: Knipowitschia caucasica
Lineage: Eukaryota; Metazoa; Chordata; Actinopteri; Gobiiformes; Gobiidae
Source: the annotation of a GenBank genome assembly
AUGUGCCAACGAGCGUCCUACAAGUCCCUGCCUGGAUACGGAGUCGGGGAGCGCGCGUCCACCAUGUCAUACGGGACCGGGACCCUGUGUAAGAGCACGGUGUCUGCGCUGGCCGGACUGGGGCGGACCGAGAGGAAAGUUACCUGUUGUGAGAAGUGUUCUACUACGCUGCUCGGGCUGAAGAAACAAGCCCUGAGCUUGGCGGUUCAUCAACAGUUUUCAUGCAAGGAUUCCAGUGAUCUCUCAUCUUUUCUUCACGCCAACCUGCGCAUCCACAGUCGGCCUACAGACUCGUGGGAGCACGGCGAGUGCAGCACUUGUGGCACCAGUGUGAAUGACCUGAAGCAGGAGGCCAUCUUUCUGGCUCUAAACCGCGGCCAGACUCCCACACGAUCCCCUUUCGAACCUUCCGACCCGCCCUUUGCCUCUGCCUCUGUACUGGGGCACCUGGACCCCACGCUGACCCGAUAUGAGGAGCGGCCGUCCAGGGACUUCACCAGGACUUUGCAACAUUUCCGAAGCAGAACCCACAGUCCUCUCCGCAAUCAGUACAGCCCCCAACACGCCAGGCCACCUCCGAGCCCCAAGACCCCUCAGCGGACACCUCAAACGCUUAGAAGGAGGGGUGCAAAGUCCCCCCAUCGUGACAUGGACCGCUGGGUGGAAGAGCAGAAGCAGCUGUCGUUGUCUAAAUCAACUCUCCCACGCGUUCGCCAUCAGGCUGCAGACAAGCCGAGUGCUGACGCUGGAGCAGUGCAGAUAAACUCCAAACUCCCUCAUAUUACAAGAGUGGUGUCCAUCGCCAACACCGCAGCCAUGUCUUUCUUGGCCAAAGCGGCAGAAAAGUUGAAUCUGACAUUAAGGAAAAAAGGCCAUGCGUCCGAUUCGGCUCCUGCUCAGUUCUCCACCUGCUUCAGGGACUUGAUCCAGAAAAACCCGCCCGUGGCCCCCUCCUGCCUGCUGCAAGCUGCCACCAGAACUAAAGACUCGCCCAGUCUUGGCAAGGUCAGAGUGGUGCUGCGAGUGAACCCAGACCUGUCGGGGAGUCCUGGGCCUCCUCCGGUGCUGCAGGUCGACUCGUCCCGGAGAAGAGUCACCGUGAUGGAACCGUUCUACAAGGGCCACCCCUACAGCACCAUGACUCUGGGCCGCGACAAGAGCCUCAUCAAAACAUUCAACUUUGAUGCCACGUACCCACAACACGCGAGCCAGGCCGAUCUAUGCUCUGGAGUUUUGCCUGACGUCAUCCGCUGCGUGCUGAGUGGAAGCGACGGCUGCGUGCUGAGCCUGGGAUGCUCCGAUGUGGGCUCUUGGUCCAGCAUGGUGGGCAGUGACGACAGCCCGCAGCAGCUGGGGCUCAUCCCCUGUGCGAUCUCGUGGCUGUACAGUGCCAUCGAGCGCCGCCGAGAGAAGACCUGGACCGACCUGAGCGUGUCCGUGUCGGCCCUAGAGCUCUGCUGCGGUGAGGAGGACACGCUGCGGGACCUGCUGGGAGAGAUGCUACCGUCUGGAGGAAGUGCCCAGGAGAGUCCCACGGCGCACGUCCGGCUGCAAGAGGACCCAGUGUGUGGAGUGCAGGUGCGUAACCAUAACCGUGUGAAGGCGCCCACAGCAGAGCGUGCGGCCUCUCUGUUGGACGCAGCCAUCACUGCUCGCCGGUACACAGACUUCGUCACAUACCUGUCCCACAGCUCCAUCAUGUUCUUCACUCUACACGUCCAGCCGCCUCGCACCGACACCAGCACCAUCGGGAAAGGUUCUCGUGGACCAUCUAAACUGACCAUGAUUGACGUGUGUCGAGGGAUGAGGUAUAGCAAAAACAGAUACCCUUACACAGAACUGAGUCCAAUCGUGCUGUCUCUACUGAACGGACAGAGAACUAUCCCAAACAAGAGCAGUAAGUUGUCCUUGCUUCUCCGAGAGGCCCUGGGUCACGUGAACUGCCACACUGCGGUUGUGGCUCAAGUGUCAGACUCAAUCGCUGUUUUGGACGAAACUCUGUCCACUAUUCAAACCGCCUCAAAAAUACGCAGGACGCAGAGGAGAGAGAAGCAGUCUGGAUCCUGCUCCCCUCACGCUCGAAGUCUGACGAGAGAAAAGAAAACUCCAAAAACUAUGUCCCUCCGAGCGUUCCACUCCACGGAAGAGGUGGACUCGGAUGUACGCCCUCUCCGAUUCCGCGGCCGACUGUAUGACGACCAAUCCGGCAGCGAGCAAUCCUGCGACACCGUAAUCCAAAUCGAUUCAAGAGGGCUCGUCCAAGCUAAUGCCACACCGCGCGUUAACCAGCCUGAAUUUGUGCCCAUUAUUCCAUCGUUGCAUCCCAGCAAAACCGACAUAGAUGACCCAGAGUUUACGGCUUUGCUCAAAGAACUUCUCAAAAUCCCACAGCUUCACGACGACAAGAAUAAAAAGGAAGUUAAUGGCACGCUCAAAUGCGACACGUUUGCCCAACUUCAAGAGCGCUUGGGCUGCAUUGACGGCAGCGAGUUGACGGCAGAAACGCUAAAACUGGUACAACAUGCAGUGAAGUUGGAACCGGUGAAAAAUAAUGUGGAUAUUGUUGUUUCAAAAGCUGCGGUGUUGAAUCAGAACUCGGUCCAGAAGCCUGGCGGAGAAACGGAUGCUGCUUUCAAUGGAGAUAGCUUUCAAAGAGAGGACUCUGGCUUGUACGACUGCGAGGAGUGUAGCGCGGCAAGUUCAGAACUGCUGAAAGAUCGCUCCGGAAGUCCCAGUUCCUUGGAUCAAAUGGGUGCUAUGCCGUCGCCGUACAGCCAGGUCACCGCGCCUCGCCUUCCGAGUCCAAACGAUUACGCUAGUGAUACCACCAGCGUGCUGAGUGGAGAUCUGCCGCCUGCCAUGGGGAAGACGUCGCUGUAUUUCUCCAACAGGAACAGCACAGUGAGCAGCGGAUAUGGAAGUAUGCUUCGGGAGAGGGACAGUGAAGCCAGCGACAGGAGCGGCCGGAGCGGGAGGGCCUCCAAAAAGAGAGGGACAACAGGAGUGCACCAGCGUCGCCAGCACGAGUCGUCUUCGUCUCUGAAGCGGUCGACAGGCGGAGCACGGCCUCGGUUUGUCGAGCAGGAAAUCCCAGAAGCUUACGGAAUAAAAGUCUAUGAUAUUGAAAAUGUGCAGAGAACGCAGAAAAGAUCAGGGCCCAGUGUUUUUCAAUGCCAAGCUGAAGUUUUUGGAGCAUCAUCAGAGGAGGACGUGAGAGGAGCAGUCUCACACAGGCCACAUGGGGGAACUAGAGGGGAGCAAAGGCAACAUCAUAACACAGAACAAAGAAGUGGCGCCUUCACAGACCUGCGCAGACCGAGGCACUCAUGA